This is a messenger RNA of Clunio marinus, 982 nucleotides long. The record is from the annotation of a GenBank genome assembly. NCBI's taxonomy places the organism in Eukaryota, Metazoa, Arthropoda, Insecta, Diptera, Chironomidae.
AUGACCACGAAAAAUACUCCAGUGUAUGUUUACUACGAAUCACUUUGUCCUGAUUCCCAAGCUUUCAUUACCAAGCAAUUGUAUCCAGCAAUGAAAAUGUUAAAGGAUCACGUUGACUUGCAUUUGAUUCCAUUUGGAAAAUCAACAUAUCAAACCCGUGGGGCUGACACAACAUUUGAAUGUCAUCAUGGGCCCAAUGAAUGUUAUGGAAACAAAAUUCAAGCUUGCGCCAUAAAUCAUAUUCAAGUUGAUUCGUUCCAACAAGAAAAUACCCGUGAGACACUGAUUGUUGAGUACAUCAACUGCUUGAUGAAGAAUGACUACAAAGAUGUAGUUUAUCCCAGCCUCGCUCGCAAUUGCUCGACUCAGGUUCAAGUGAAGAAUUUCGAUUCGAUUCAAACCUGCGCCAAUUCAACUGAAGGCAGCAAAUACUUGGAACAGAUGGGAGAAAUGACACUCAAACUUCAAAAUCCAUUGAAAAGUGUUCCAACAAUUACCAUUAAAGAAAGUUAUGAUGAUAAAAUUCAAAACUUAGCACUAACAGACUUCUCAUCAGCUGUUUGUCAGAACCUUCCAAAACCAAUCCCUGCCGUUUGCCGUGCCUAUUCAUCAGCUACUUCUAUUUCUGGAAGCAUCGUACUUGGCGUUUUAUCGCUCGUCGCUUCCUUAUCUCUCAUGAUGUAAUUAUGACGUACUUCCAAAACACUUGGAAAUAAAAGAAAAGUAUUAAAAUCUCAUGAAUAAUUAAUGAGCUUAUGUGACGUUCAUUGAAAAAAAAUUCGCUGGUCAUUUUCAAAGCUUUUUAAAACAUUUCAAAAAUAUAAAUUUUAAAUUGUAAGCUAAAUUUUGUUUUUUUUUAAUUAUUUUGAUAAUGAAAAUGUUUUGGAUUCAAUUUUUUAGAAACACAAAUACAAAGUUCAGCUGAUGAUGGAAAUGAAACAGUUUGAAAAAAUAAAACAAAAAGUUGUUUUACUCUGAUCAA